AUGGCCUAUCAACUCCAUGAAGAUGCGGGCGUACCUUUGGGGGCAUGCGGGCACCAAGAAUUGAAAAAAUUUCAAGACUUCCUAGCACCAGACUACCAAUUAUUGGUAGUCUGGUGCUAGGAAGUCUUGAAAUUUUUUCAAUUAUUGAAAGUCAUGGCAACUUCCUACCCCUACAUGAUGGUAUUUGUAGGCCCAGAAGCACCGCAUAUUAUCCGCCUCUUGCUCCAGAAACACGAUGACUCUGAGACUGGUCACUAUGACACUUGCACAUCUUACGCUGGUUUUCUAGAACGAUCCUAUUUUUGCGAUCAGUGCAACAAGGGAUUUGAUCAUAAUGACUUCAGACAUCAUCCAUGUGAGGGUCGAAGAUGUCAUGCAUGCAAACAAGUAGAAUGUGGCGCAAAACCUGAUUAUGCCUUGUGUGAAGUACCCUGUUCUUCUUGUUGCCGAAAGUUUUACAGUCAGACGUGUUAUGACAUGCAUAAAGAGAAAAAGAUCUGCGACAGCCUUGUUCAAUGCCCUAUGUGUCGUAAGGAGUUUCAAACCUCAGCGUCAAAAGAACCUCACCAAUGCUACUUUGACAAAUGCUCCGUAUGCCAUGAAUAUGUAAAACUUACAGAACACAAAUGCUUUAUUCAACCUGUGGCAGCCAAAGAAGAUCAAAGAAAGAAAAAAACCAAAGCAACCCUGAAACGCCAUAGAAAAAAAAAUCCCUUGGCCUCGGGGUAUGAAGAACCUCCCAUCUUCGUCUAUGCUGAUUUUGAAUCUAUGAUAGCGGAAGAUAACACACACAUCCCCGUAUUGGUCUGCGCCCUCACCUCUGAAGAUGAUACCUUCGAAACCUACUAUGGGGAGAAUUGCACGGCCGACUUUCUGAACUUUCUCACCCAGCUCACCGAGGACAAAUAUGGCGACCCACGCGAGGUGAUAUGCAUUUUCCAUAAUUUAAAGGGGUACGAUUCUAUGUUUCUACAGCAUCAGUUGGUAAAGGAAGAAAGAAAGAUCAAGGACAUCAUCGCCAUAGGCACUAAAUUGUUAUCCUUCAAAGUGGGUCAAAUCACAUUCAAAGAUUCGUUCAGCUUCCUCCCGAUGUCACUCUCAGCCUUUACCAGUACCUUUGGUCUCACGGAACUCAAGAAAGGUUUCUUUCCUCACCUGUUCCACACACCUGACCAUCAAGAUUAUGUGGGAGCCCUGCCAGCAGCCUCCUGUUACGACCCAGAAAGUAUGUCCAAUUCUAAAAAAAAAAAGAAUUUCAAGUCUGGUAUGAAGAACAAGUGA
Messenger RNA from Pocillopora meandrina, 1281 nucleotides. The record is from the annotation of a GenBank genome assembly. Lineage: Eukaryota; Metazoa; Cnidaria; Anthozoa; Scleractinia; Pocilloporidae.